AUGAAUACAAACUAGUAUGAAAAAAUGAUUCAUAAGGAUAAUUAUUUUGUAACUACAAACAGACAUUCUUACAAAGAAUUAGAUUUGAGUGCUACCAAACAAAUUAUUCAUAAUGAUAAGCAGAAGUUAAUUAGGAUUCAAUAAAAUAGUGAUUCAGAUAUAUUUAAAUCAAUAUAUUAAGUUGAUUUUUAUAAGUAAAAGAAACAGAAGCUCAAACCUCAAGUUUUAAAGAAAAAAAGUGAGAAGGUUAGCUUCUAAGACUUAAAAGAAAUAGAGAUUUAAAAUGAAAUAAAAUUAAAAUAGUCUAAGUCCUAAAAAAGAAUAAACCCAUGCUAGUAAAUUCAAAAGAGUGUAUACUAAUUAUCUUAUAAAUAAAGAUCUCUAAGCUCUUCUUCAAUAUCAAGCGAUUCAGAGUAUGAAGCAGUUAAAAAUAAAAAGCCAAGCUCUAAUUUAACUAACACUUAAUAGAUUAAAAGACCAAGUCAAUUAAGAAAAAGCAUCCUUAUAAACUAAACUAAUAAAAAUAUAAUUGAAAAAACAUUAUUUAAAAAUCGUUAUUGA
This is a messenger RNA of Tetrahymena thermophila SB210, 561 nucleotides long. RefSeq lists its product as hypothetical. The transcript has a single exon. The record is from RefSeq and is a predicted model, not a curated record. NCBI's taxonomy places the organism in Eukaryota, Ciliophora, Oligohymenophorea, Hymenostomatida, Tetrahymenidae.